AUGUGCAUCACGUCUUCGAGGACUUCAAAAGCUCAUAAAAUACAAAUCACUGUCAACUUGGACAUGGCUCUUCGAUCACUGCGCAAACACCUGCUGCCCAUACCCGCAGACAGAGACAGUACGUCCGCUCUACGGCUCUGGGUCGACGCAAUUUGCAUCAAUCAAAGCGAUGGGCAGGAAAGGAGCCUCCAGGUUCGAAGCAUGCGACAGAUAUAUGCUAGUGCUGAGGAGGUCGUGGCAUGGGUUGGCCCGCUGAAAGCUGGAGUAGAUUUUGCCGAGGAAAUUAAAAAUACUUCGGAAUCUUCCCCGAUUCUCCUAUCACGGCAAGGACAAGCUGUAGAGACAGACGAUGAAAACCAAGAGGCUAUCAAACCAGUACAGCCCAACUAUGUAGCGGCGUUUCAGCAUGCUUACUGGAAUCGUGUGUGGAUCAUACAAGAGAUCACAGUAGCUUCUAGCGUGCGAGUGAUUCUAGGCGAUGUGAUAAUUUCCGGGGAUGAUGUUCUGAAGGCUCUCGAGGUUCUCGAAAGCAAGAAGGAGAAAUCGAGUGGAGUCAUAAAUUCUUUACCAGUACACCUCCUGAGGUUCCGCAAUCUGUUUGCUGGGUUGGAACGGAGACCUAUUGGUCUCCUUGAGGCGUUGACAUGGACCUGCUCAGCCAAAGCGACGGAUCCCCGAGACAAGAUCUUCGCUCUGUUAGGUCUUUGCUACGAUGCUUCAACAUACGUCCCUGUCCCUAUCUAUAAGCAGUCGCUGGAAUCUAUCAUUACCGACAUGACGAAGAAAAUGAUGGUUGUUAAUCGAUCACUGGACUACAUAAUGAUACGAGGGACUCAAGGCUCAGCUCCAAUCCGGGGGAAAAAGCGGAAGUUGACAACUUUACCAUCGUGGCCAUCUGAUUGGCAAGCUCUAUGGUCUGGAGAAGAUCUGAAUCUGAUGAAGCACAUGUCGAAUGGUUUCAAGAUCUGCUCCUACGACGUAAAUCCAGUCCUGUCAGGCUCAACCAACAACACCCUCUGUGUAAGAGGUCUAUUGAGUGGCACAGUGGACGAAUUUUGUUCACCAGCACUACAAGAUCCUGAAGGCUCGAGUCUAAACAUGAUACCAGGAUCUUCUUCGAUGUCAAGUCCUCCUGAUGCAACAUCCAAGCCUCAUGUGACCCCGCCACCACUCUCUUUCGACAGUAGCGCCGGCCAGACUUUCGAUGAACUUCUUGCUCAUGCGCUGAGGUACAAAGUCGUUGGUACACGAUUGGCGAUACUGAGAUCUGCGAGUAUAGACUCAAAGCUUACGGUGACGGCCGUGUGUUGGGUAGACCCUCGAACAGAUAUUUCGGAUGAAGUGUUCCAGCUCGAGGGGUGCAGUGCGCCUCUCAUCUUAAGGAAGCAGGUAGAUGAGGAGCCCAAAAAUGUAUACGGUAGUCAGUGUGGCAUAUUCUCUUUCAAAAUCCAAGAUUUUGGGAGAAGCAGAGAUUAUUACACUUGUUUGAAUUGA
Molecule: messenger RNA, 1494 nt
Organism: Cadophora gregata
Lineage: Eukaryota; Fungi; Ascomycota; Leotiomycetes; Helotiales; Ploettnerulaceae
Exons: 1
Coding region: 1-1494 (497 amino acids)
Source: RefSeq, a predicted model, not a curated record